CCACUUACACAUUGCUAAUAUGGAAACUGCUUGACUGUGAAAAGAAUUUUCUUCAGACAAGAUUUUUUAGAUUAGUAGAUAAGGAUCUGUGUCCAGGAAAGACACUGUUUAUGGGGUGUCUUUUCUAAGGCCCAUAGAUGCAUUCAGAUAAAGAAAUGUCAAAGAGUCUUGUGUUCCAUUUUUUUGAUAUUGUGAAUAUUUUCUUUUUUAUGUUUCAGUAUUCAGCCCAGCCUGCUAAUAGACUUGUCUCAACCUUUUGGAUAACUCUGCCAGAUACAACUUCCUUCCCAGACUGACCUGACCUGGAUACCCACCAUGCACAACAGCACUGCCGGAACUCCACACACGGCUGCGACGUGUAACGAGACUUGGCCCACUCAGCCUCUGAGCUCCGAGUUCUCACUGGGUGUGUUGGUGCUGCUGGCUUUCCUCAUGGUGCUGCUGUGUGUGGUGACCAUCCUUGGAAACAUGCUGGUGAUCCUUGCUUUUGUUUUGGACAGAAACCUGAGGCAUCGGAGUAACUAUUUCUUUCUGAAUCUUGCUGUUUCUGACUUUGCAGUGGGUGUGUUCUGCAUGCCCCUCUACAUCCCUUACAGCCUGACGGGGAAAUGGCACUUGGGAAGAGGCAUCUGCAAGCUCUGGCUGGUUAUGGAUUAUCUCCUCUGCACAGCUUCAGUAUUUAACAUUGUUCUUAUCAGCUAUGACCGUUUCCUGUCAGUUACUAAAGCUGUAUCUUACAGAGCCCAGCAGGGAAUAAAAUCCAGCCCUGCCAUCCAGAUGGUGGCCAUCUGGGUCUUUGCCUUCCUCCUGUACUGCCCAGCCAUCCUGUUUUGGGAGCACCUGGCCGGACACAGCGUGGUAGCAGCGGAUCAGUGCUAUGCCGAGUUCUUUGACAACUGGUAUUUCCUCCUGUGUGCAUCCACCCUGGAGUUCUUUGUGCCACUGCUCUUGGUGAGCUACUUCAACAUGCACAUCUUCCACAACAUCCAGAGGCGCCAGCGGCGUGGCAGUGUGCAGGACUGUGAGCCUGCAAGGAGCAGCAGCCUGUCCUGGAGGUUUUGUGGCUUGCCAAGGCCAGGGGCAUCAUCUCCUUCGUCAGAAACAGAGGACAGUAUUUCUUCUUCCAUGAGACCAAAGAAAGAGUCUUUGGGAGCUGACUGCUCAUCUCCAUCCAUACACAAUUCUGUAACCCCAGAAAAUGACUUUUCUGUUUCUUUCUGUUCAAAGACCAGAUCAAAACUGCAGAGGGACAAGAAAGCAGCAAAGUCUCUUGCCAUAAUUGUCUGUGUGUUUGCCAUUUGCUGGGCCCCAUACUCUUUAUUAAUGAUUGUUCGUGGGGCCUGCCAGGGAACUUGUGUCCAUAACUCCCUGUAUGAAGCAACCUUUUGGCUUUUGUGGAUCAAUUCUUCUUUGAACCCAUUUCUUUACCCUCUCUGUCAUGUUAAAUUUCGAAUGGCUUUUCUUAAAAUACUAUGUCAAAAAAGGUUUGCAACAUUGAGGUCAGGUUCUUUUUAGAAGAAAAAAGAAAAACAAGGUAAUGAGGAGCUGCGUGAGGAAUGUAAGUAGCCACUGUUUGAAAAUAGAUUUAGUAUUUUCCAGGAGAUUAAACUAGUUGGGAAAUCUAAAUAUGCCUUCUGUGAAAUGUUCUCCUGUAGACAAAUGUGCAUGACCAAGGUUUGUGUACUUUUCCCAGCUAUUUUAAUCAACCAGUUAAAGUCUAUUGCCUCUGUCUGACUUUACCUAGUAGUCUAUCCACAGUAUCUCAAUUCUGAUUGCUGAAAAUGUUGUCUUCAACUGCAGUACUGCUUAUAUUUGUGUUCACAGGUGAUAUUAGUUAAAAAUUGUUAAAAUAAAGUUGUAGAUUACCCAUAAGGUCAGUAGAAUUCUAAA
Molecule: messenger RNA, 1890 nt
Organism: Parus major (Great Tit)
Lineage: Eukaryota; Metazoa; Chordata; Aves; Passeriformes; Paridae
Product: histamine H3 receptor-like
Exons: 3
Coding region: 316-1515 (399 amino acids)
Biological process (GO): adenylate cyclase-activating adrenergic receptor signaling pathway
Cellular component (GO): membrane
Molecular function (GO): histamine receptor activity
Source: RefSeq, a predicted model, not a curated record